Molecule: messenger RNA, 225 nt
Organism: Acanthoscelides obtectus
Lineage: Eukaryota; Metazoa; Arthropoda; Insecta; Coleoptera; Chrysomelidae
Source: the annotation of a GenBank genome assembly
AUGGGGGGAGACAUAAAUGCCUUGAAAGCAGCUAUUGUACCUCUACAAAAUGAGGAGCAGAAUGGAGCGACAAAAGAUGAUAAGGCAGUUUUAGAAAAGUCUGAAGUCGUUAAAGUCUUGACCCACGUCACACCUUCAAUUACGGUUACAAACAUUAGACGACUUGGCAAAUUUGAUGAAAAUAGGACAAUUGGAAGGCCCAUAAAAGUUACGCUUGGUGAGUGA